AUGGAGUAUAGUGCACCACUGAUGUUAGUGUUCUUGUUGUUACAGAGUGUGUAUGGCAGAUUGCCUGGCAUAGCAGAACUUGACGAAGACGACAACGAGGAGGAAGAGGAGGAGGAAGAAGAUGCUGUAGCUGAGGAGAACUGGGAAACCACUUUAAGGGCCUCCUUAGAAGGACUUUACAUCCCGUAUGCCAGUGUAGAGGGAGUCUUGGUCAGCCAAGUGAAGCAGUGCAUUGAUGAGCAGUUUGAUGGGAACUGGGAUCAGUUUAGACACGAGUUCCUUGGGCCCACGGUAGAGCUUUUAAGGAAAAUCAAAGCUGCUGCCAGGGCUAAUAUUUCCACUCACUUGGCAAGUGCACAUAAAGGCUGGCCGUUGUGCUGGGAAAACUGUGUCAUUAUCCACUUAAACGAUCCACCUAGGAACUUACUACGGGACGGUGACUUUUACCUUUGUUUAAAAUGCAAUAUUAAAGACAGCGUUGAUGUUAUUGAAAACGACAACAGCAACCGUAAAGACAGCUCCAGCAGUAACAACAGUGCCGAUAUUGGAUUAGUUUUGCGAUACUCCUCACCAAAUGAUCAACUUCAGGAUAUCAGUAUUGAAGACGUCCGCAAUUUAUUCAAGAUGUCUGGGAUAUAUACACUGAAGGAUGAUGGGAGUAAUUUGCGUGUCGUGCUCCGCCAUUGCCUCUUGGCAGUGGAACAGGGAGUUCAGAGAUUACGCUGGGACGAGGUGGUGUCUGGAAGUGCCGAAUAUCAGUCUCCCAUUGCCGCCAUUGUGGAUAGCGUAGUACAGGAAAACAGUACUGGUAAGUUCAUAUCAUGAUGUCAUGAUAUGUAGUU
Messenger RNA from Lingula anatina, 842 nucleotides. RefSeq names its product puratrophin-1. The record is from RefSeq and is a predicted model, not a curated record. Lineage: Eukaryota; Metazoa; Brachiopoda; Lingulata; Lingulida; Lingulidae. Gene Ontology annotation, molecular function: guanyl-nucleotide exchange factor activity.